Messenger RNA from Populus trichocarpa (black cottonwood), 1310 nucleotides. RefSeq lists its product as uncharacterized. Bases 9 to 671 code for a protein of 220 amino acids. The record is from RefSeq and is a predicted model, not a curated record. The transcript is spliced from 7 exons. Lineage: Eukaryota; Viridiplantae; Streptophyta; Magnoliopsida; Malpighiales; Salicaceae. Gene Ontology annotation, biological process: vacuolar proton-transporting V-type ATPase complex assembly. Gene Ontology annotation, cellular component: extrinsic component of endoplasmic reticulum membrane.
UCACUCUGAUGGAAGAACAAGAAGAAGCAACGGGCUUUGAAAUCGAAGUACGAAAAGUCGUAGGAGAUGAAGAUGUUCUACGAUUCAUGGAUUCGACGGAUAGCUAUUUGACUCUGCUAGAUUCCUUAUCUUCUACCCUUCGCCAGGGAUGGCUGGAUUUAGCGAUUGCUCGGCAGUCGAUGGGGGCUUCACGAAUAAAUGGGGCUUUAUUGGACCAUAAAUUACACUCCGCUGCCACUUCAGUUCAAGUAGAUCAAGAAGAUGUUGAUUCUAUGGAGGCUCAACCGCGCUUUAUCUUGCGUAAAUGGGCAUCGGUGGCUGAUGGAAAACAGUGUUACGAGGAGCAGAAAUUGGGAGAGGAUAAGUUGCCAGGGAAAUCUGGCAGUUUACAGCUCCGACAUCGCGGCGAUUCCCAGCUUUCUGAAGAAAAAACCUCCGAGAGUGGAGCUCAACUUGACGUUGAUGACCAAGUUCAAAAGGAGCGAGCCAAAUUACUGUCUAUGUUUGGGACUCUGAUUUCCCCAAAGCUUCGAGCUGCCCAGUUGUCGUUUGAGACAGCGCUGGAGACACUUGUAAAAAUAGCAAACAUGCGAUCCGCAAUGCUAUCCUCUUAUGAUAGAGUCCGCAAAGAACUAGAUCACCAAAAGGAUGGCAUGGUGUCUGUUCCUUAAGGUUUGGAAAACCAUUUUGCCUUAGCUUACUAGUAGAGAGGCUGCUUUAUCUGCUUGAAGUCCUGCAAUCCAGAAAUGAUGACAACUGUGAAGCAAUAUCAAGCAGGAGUUAUAUAUUUAUCAUUUAGUGAACUCUUUGUACCAUGAAGCUGCCACUCUUUUUUCUUAUGUGCUGGCAUUAAACCCAAUUUUUUAUUAACAUUCAUCUCAGCAGAUUUGGUGAUCAGACUCGUAGCUUGUGUUUCUGCAGGUCGUCUAUGAUGUUGAAAGAUGUGCAACUAGGGAUUCUUUGGGUUGCCAAUAGAUGUGUGAUUAAAGGAUGCAAUUGCCCAGGUAAUGACCACUAAGGAUCAUAGAUGUGGGUCUUUCAAGAAGAAAGCACCAAAGAGAGGAGCUGGAGAAUCCUAUUGGAGCUUCCUUCCAAUUUGAUGCAGAAUUGAAUUCUUUGCUCUUCAUCCUUUGUGGCUUCUUUUACACCCAUAUUUUACUAUUUUGUAGUUGAGCUCAAUAAUCUCACAAUUUUGUUUCUUUGUUUCUUUUUAAUUUUUUAAUGGAUUUAUAGUCUGAGAAAUCUGGCCACUUCAUGUGAGAAUUUCUGCCCAGAAAUCACUUGUAUCAUAUCUAAUGCACCUUUAUCUC